Molecule: messenger RNA, 2161 nt
Organism: Ricinus communis (castor bean)
Lineage: Eukaryota; Viridiplantae; Streptophyta; Magnoliopsida; Malpighiales; Euphorbiaceae
Product: GDSL esterase/lipase At4g16230
Exons: 5
Coding region: 407-1459 (350 amino acids)
Molecular function (GO): hydrolase activity, acting on ester bonds
Source: RefSeq, a predicted model, not a curated record
CAAGGACUGUUGUAAUGCUUGUUAUUAGCAACAGGCUUAAUGAUUUGUUAGUAUUUAAGUUAAUAUGCACUAUACUUCCCAGCUGAUCAGUACUGUAAAACUAGAGAGCCAAUGUAAAAAGAAGAAUACCAUUAAAAUUAGUACAACAUAGGUUUCUAUAGGGAAUGGCCUACAGCACAUGUUUAACAGGGUCGAUUUCAUUUUUCUAAUUUAUUGAGGCGGUUGGUAGUUGCGAAAUUUGCGUCGACCUUAUAGAAGCAUCUAAGGAACUAAAAGAAAAUACCAGCACGUUCUUAAAUAGUUCUUGCUUUUAGAUAUUGCUUCUUUGCUCUUGGAUAUUGAACAAGGGACCCUCAAGAUUGGGCAGAAAGCAUAUUUUAAUUGCUUUCUCUUCUUUCUGUAUGCAAUGAGUAUCCUCCCAAACAGCAGAAGGGUCAUAGGGAUUGUGUCUCGAGUAUUGAUGAUCCUGGUUUUGUCGGACAUGUACGUUGCAUUCAAUAUUCCUGCCAAUUUUGUAUUCGGCGACUCACUAGUUGAUGCUGGAAACAACAACUAUAUAGUAUCUCUCUCGAAAGCUAAUUAUGUACCGAACGGAAUUGAUUUUGGAAGGCCAACCGGACGAUACACCAAUGGCAGAACCAUUGUUGACAUAAUAGGCCAGGAAUUCGGUUUCCAAGAUUUCACUCCUCCUUACUUGGCUCCCAGCACAGUAGGAUCUGUGGUUCUGAUGGGUGUCAAUUAUGCUUCCGGUGGAGGAGGAAUUCUUAAUUACACUGGCAAGGUUUUUGAUAUAAUCUCAAGCAUCGGUGGUCCUGCAGCCCUAAAUCUGUUUCAAAAAUCUCUCUUCUCGGUUACAAUUGGCUCAAAUGAUUUCAUUAAUAACUACUUUACGCCAGUCAUCUCUGCUCUCGAGCGAAAAUUAAUACCUCCAGAAGUGUUUGUUGGCACCGUGAUAGCAAGAUUCAGACUACAACUUACGAGACUCUACGAUUUGGGUGCCAGGAAGGUUGUUGUAGUGAACGUGGGUCCUAUCGGAUGCAUACCAUAUGAAAGAGAUACGCAUCCAUCUGCAGGAGAUAACUGCGUUAGUCUUCCGAAUCAGAUAGCCCAGCUAUACAAUGCAGAACUGAAAAGCCUUGUCUCGGAGCUUAGCACAGGCUUGAAGGGAUCAUCUUUCAUUUAUGCAGAUGUUUAUCGCAUUGUAGAUGACAUACUACACAACUACAGCUCAUAUGGUUUUGAGAAUGCAAAUGCAUCAUGCUGCCAUUUGGCAGGAAAAUAUGGUGGUCUAGUACCGUGUGGUCCUACGUCUAAAAUUUGUGCAGACAGAUCCAAGUACGUGUUCUGGGAUCCAUACCAUCCUUCUGAUGCAGCUAAUGUGGUAAUUGCGAAGCGACUAAUAGACGGCGAUUUGAAUGACAUUUCACCUAUGAACAUUCGUGAACUCUUCUUAGUUUGAUCUACCAAUUUCAAGUUGGGCAAGUACAAGAUUUCCCACGCAGGAAGUUAUCAGGAAUUCUUACUUCUUAUUGGUAAUUGAUGAUAGAAUAUAAUUGAAUUAAACUCUGAUGAUAUAUCCUAUUUCAGGAGUUGAGACUCCUAUUUUCCGGAAAAUCAUUAAUAACUCAUACAUUUUCAGUGCAUCCAAUCAUGCCUGUUCUUAUUACGCCAAAUAAGAUUAUCUUUCUCAACGACUUUGAACAACAAAGUAUUUAGUUCCUAUCCUUGUCACGAAUACAUAUCAAUCAAACUGAUUUGGAUAUUUCUUGCUCUUGUUAGAUCUGUUGUCCAUAUGUUAGGCGUUGAAUCUGACCAUCUGAAUCAUGUGUUUCUUGAUUUUUUUUUUUUUGUUUUUUUUUUAGUGUUGUUUUCUUUCGUUGGAAGGAUUAGACUGAUUUGAUUGCAAAUUUAUUUUGGUUUUGACAUUGAAUUCCUUCUUUUUGUUGGGAGAAUUGGACCGGUUGGUGUUAGGGAUCAAGAAGUGACAUGAGAUGGGCAACGAAGGGUUUGGGGGACGAUGCAGUGACAGUGAUGGUUGAUGAAAAGCAAUGUAAACAGGGAGAAGAGAGUUUUGUCUUCUUAAUUCUAAUUUUUUUUUAAAAAUGAUUAAAUUAAUAUAAGAAAUAAAUAACUUUAACAUCAUUUUAAAGUAUUUUAUGAA